Messenger RNA from Chrysochloris asiatica (Cape golden mole), 2334 nucleotides. RefSeq names its product nuclear respiratory factor 1 (gene NRF1). Bases 5 to 1516 code for a protein of 503 amino acids. Gene Ontology annotation, molecular function: DNA-binding transcription factor activity, RNA polymerase II-specific; RNA polymerase II cis-regulatory region sequence-specific DNA binding. NCBI's taxonomy places the organism in Eukaryota, Metazoa, Chordata, Mammalia, Afrosoricida, Chrysochloridae. The transcript is spliced from 10 exons. The record is from RefSeq and is a predicted model, not a curated record. Gene Ontology annotation, cellular component: nucleus. Gene Ontology annotation, biological process: regulation of transcription by RNA polymerase II.
CUUCAUGGAGGAGCACGCAGUGACCCAGACCGAACACAUGGCGACCAUAGAAGCCCAUGCAGUGGCCCAACAAGUGCAGCAGGUCCAUGUGGCCACCUACACUGAACACAGUAUGCUUAGUGCCGAUGAAGACUCGCCCUCGUCUCCUGAAGACACCUCUUACGAUGAUUCAGACAUUCUCAACUCCACGGCAGCUGAUGAGGUUACAGCCCAUCUGGCUGCUGCAGGUCCUGUGGGAAUGGCUGCUGCGGCUGCUGUGGCAACAGGAAAGAAGAGGAAAAGGCCUCAUGUGUUUGAGUCGAAUCCAUCUAUCCGGAAGAGACAGCAAACGCGCUUGCUUCGGAAACUCCGAGCCACACUGGAUGAAUAUACGACUCGAGUGGGACAGCAAGCUAUUGUCCUCUGCAUAUCCCCCUCCAAGCCGAACCCUGUCUUUAAAGUAUUUGGUGCAGCACCUUUGGAGAAUGUGGUGCGUAAGUACAAGAGCAUGAUUCUGGAAGAUCUGGAGUCGGCCCUGGCAGAACACGCCCCUGCGCCCCAGGAGGUUAACUCAGAACUGCCGCCUCUCACCAUCGACGGAAUUCCGGUCUCUGUGGACAAAAUGACCCAGGCACAGCUUCGGGCAUUUAUCCCAGAGAUGCUCAAGUACUCCACAGGUCGUGGGAAGCCAGGCUGGGGAAAAGAAAGCUGCAAGCCCAUCUGGUGGCCUGAAGAUAUCCCAUGGGCAAAUGUCCGGAGCGAUGUCCGCACAGAAGAGCAAAAACAGAGGGUUUCAUGGACCCAGGCCCUACGGACCAUAGUUAAAAACUGCUAUAAGCACCAUGGGCGGGAGGACCUUUUGUAUGCUUUUGAAGAUCAGCAAACACAGACGCAAGCCACAACCACACACAGUAUAGCCCACCUGGUUCCAUCACAGACUGUCGUGCAGACCUUUAGUAACCCCGAUGGCACUGUCUCACUCAUCCAGGUUGGUACAGGGGCAACAGUAGCCACAUUGGCUGAUGCUUCAGAAUUGCCAACUACAGUCACUGUUGCCCAGGUGAAUUACUCUGCUGUGGCCGAUGGCGAGGUGGAACAAAAUUGGGCCACGUUACAGGGAGGUGAGAUGACCAUCCAGACAACGCAAGCGUCGGAGGCCACUCAGGCGGUGGCAUCGUUAGCAGAGGCUGCGGUAGCAGCUUCCCAGGAGAUGCAGCAGGGAGCUACGGUCACCAUGGCGCUCAACAGCGAAGCCGCCGCCCAUGCUGUCGCCACCCUGGCCGAGGCCACCUUACAAGGGGGCGGUCAGAUCGUCCUGUCUGGGGAAACCGCAGCAGCCGUCGGAGCACUUACUGGCGUCCAAGAUGCUAAUGGACUGGUCCAGAUCCCCGUGAGCAUGUACCAGACCGUGGUGACCAGCCUCGCCCAGGGCAACGGGCCUGUUCAGGUGGCCAUGGCCCCUGUGACCACCAGAAUAUCGGACAGCGCAGUCACCAUGGAUGGCCAGGCUGUGGAGGUGGUGACGUUGGAACAGUGACAUGAAGCCACAUCAUGGCCUCGUUUUCUAGUCUAUGUCACAAUUUUUUACACGUUUGCAGAGGUGCAAUCAAAUGGAAUUAAGUCUCUCGACUUUGCAAGAAGAGAAGUUUUGUUAACCUUUUUUUAAAAAGGAAGAAAGCGGAUUUUGGAAUUGCAUUUUUUUUAAGCACCACUCUUAAUUUUCUCGGCUCAGUGGAGUAAGAUACUACGUUCUCAAUUUCACUGUCCCGAAAAGGCCAAAUUGUGGCAGGACUGAUUUCUGCAGAAACGUGUGUGUAUACUUGUAUGUGUGUGUGAGAGCGUGUGAAUAUAUGUAUAUGUGUACAUAUGGACUUACACAUUUACAUAUAUAUAUAUAAAGAGAUAUAUAUAUAUGAACCUCGUAUGGACUCCUCUGUAUGAGAUGGAGGGGAGCUGUGGGAAGACGUCAUCCUGCAGUUUAGUGGGUGGUGGGCACAUGGCCCCACACAGCCACCGUUCUCGUCCACACCAGGGCCAUGCAUUGAGCUACUGACACACUCAGGCGGGGGUGACCAUGCUCUUAACCAAAGCUGCCUCCCCAGGGGCCGUCCCGAACUUUCCCUGCGGGGCUCAUCUGACGACGGAGGACCCACUACUGGAUGGGGUCCGGAAGCUGCGCGGGCAGGGCCUAGAGGCCCACAGUCUGGCAGCUCAGACGCUCCUCGGGCUGGCCCAGGUGCUGAUCUUCUUCUUGAAGCUCCCAGGCAGGGACAAGAAGGUUUUCCUCAGCUUCGCAUCUCUUCCUGUUUCCAGGAAACCUUGGGCACAUGGCUAUUCAAAUGUUGCUCUGGUUUU